Carassius gibelio (silver crucian carp) is the source of this 5173-nucleotide messenger RNA. It is a transcript of the gene kcnc1b, whose product is annotated as potassium voltage-gated channel, Shaw-related subfamily, member 1b. The record is from RefSeq and is a predicted model, not a curated record. Gene Ontology annotation, biological process: protein homooligomerization; potassium ion transmembrane transport. Bases 650 to 2401 code for a protein of 583 amino acids. NCBI's taxonomy places the organism in Eukaryota, Metazoa, Chordata, Actinopteri, Cypriniformes, Cyprinidae. The transcript has 4 exons. Gene Ontology annotation, cellular component: voltage-gated potassium channel complex; axon; dendrite membrane. Gene Ontology annotation, molecular function: delayed rectifier potassium channel activity; protein binding.
GACUGUAGUUCUUUCUAAGGUCUACAAUUUAAAACGGCUUUCCAUACAGUGCGUCUUCCACCCCGAGAAGAUGUUGAGUUUUUGUUCGCGUGGAAACACAUUUUAGAUAGAGCUCUGCUCCUGUGAAUGAAAGACCCUCCCUUGUUGCUGCGACGCCUGGUUCUUCAGACCGUCAUUACGAACGAUCCGCUUGAAUGGGACCUCGGACUAUUCAAAGCAACAUCGAUUGUGCAUACCUUUUUAAAGGCCACUGGAAUUGCUGCUGGUUCGUCUGUUCGUCCUCAAAGAAAACGGACGUGUAGCGGGGUUUUUGUUUUCCAGGGGAAGCUGUAACACAAUAGGGACGCUGGAGUUAUGAAGGCUCGACGGAUGACUGGCGCUGUCCGUUCAGCACCACCCUGCGCCCAAUGACACCAUAAUAAAACCCUCCCUGACGCCCUCAAACCCGAGUCGGGGGGGAUAUUGGGAUAUUGGAGGGUAAACGCGUUCGCAUCUUAGAAGUCAUUCAAGGGUUUUGGAAUUCUAUUGUUGGCAUUGACACUUUGAGGCGCACCUGGCACGAUCGUAAACACAUUUGAAUUUUCUGAACAUGGGUCCCAGCGCUAUGAUGACGGUCCACGGGUUGGAGAUAUGACUAGAGGGGAACGCGAUGGGCCAAGGGGACGACAAGGAUCGCAUCGUGAUCAACGUCGGAGGAAUCAAGCACCAGACCUACCGCAGCACCCUGCGCACCCUGCCCGGCACUCGACUCUCCUGGCUGGCGGAGCCCGACGCGCUUAAUAACUUCGAUUAUGAUGCGAACAUCGGGGAGUUUUUCUUCGACCGUCACCCCGGCGUUUUCUCCCACAUUCUUAACUAUUAUCGCACGGGCAAGCUGCAUUGCCCGGCGGACGUGUGCGGACCUUUGUAUGAGGAGGAGCUGGCGUUUUGGGGGAUCGACGAGACAGACGUGGAACCGUGUUGCUGGAUGACCUACCGGCAGCAUCGAGAGGCGGAGGAGGCUUUGGACAGCUUCGCCGGGGUUGCUCUGGAUCUCGGGCAUGAAGACCCGGAGCCUGAAGGGGUUGCUGAAGCGGCCGAGGGGGAUGAGGGCGUUGAGAUGACCCGGAGACUGGCGCAAGGCGACUCGCCCGAUAACAGGUCCGGGCGCUGGAGCAGGUGGCAGAAAAAGACGUGGGCGCUCUUUGAGGACCCGUAUUCCUCAAAAUACGCACGGUGGGUAGCAUUUGCAUCUUUGUUCUUUAUUUUGGUGUCCAUUACCACAUUCUGUUUGGAGACUCAUGAGGCCUUCAAUCCCAUCAUCAACCACACAGAGACUUACAUGGUGGGCAAUGAAACGAUGGAGCGUGUCUUUCCUGUGACGGAGACUAUGGUGCAGUUAACCUACGUUGAGGGUGUCUGUGUUGUGUGGUUCACUUUUGAGUUUCUAAUCCGAGUGACUACCUGUCCAAACAAAUUAAAAUUUGUCAGAAAUGCCCUCAACAUCAUCGAUUUUGUGGCCAUCCUCCCCUUCUACCUGGAGGUAGGGCUGAGCGGACUCCCCUUCAAAGCAGCAAAAGAUGUGCUGGGUUUCCUCCGUGUGGUACGAUUCGUUCGAAUUCUCCGUAUAUUCAAGCUGACGCGACACUUUGUGGGUUUGCGAGUACUAGGGCACACACUCCGUGCCAGUACCAAUGAAUUUAUCCUCCUCAUUAUUUUCCUUGCACUCGGAGUCUUAAUCUUUGCCACUAUGAUCUACUAUGCUGAACGUUUUGGAAGAAACCUCAAUGAUCCUAAUGCCAGUAAUGGCACACACUUCAAGAACAUCCCGAUUGGCUUCUGGUGGGCUGUGGUAACAAUGACAACUCUUGGCUAUGGCGAUAUGUAUCCUCAGACGACAUCCGGCAUGAUGGUGGGUGCACUGUGUGCCCUGGCAGGUGUGCUGACGAUUGCCAUGCCUGUACCUGUAAUUGUGAACAACUUCGGCAUGUACUACUCCCUAGCCAUGGCGAAACAAAAACUACCAAAGAAAAAAAAUAAACAUAUCCCACGAGCACCUCAACUGGGGUCUCCCAACUACUGCAAGUCAGCGAUUAACUCCCCACGACCCAGCACACACAGUGACACAUGCCCCCUGGCGCAGGAAGAGGUCUCUGAGAUCAGAUACCAAGAUUUUAAAGUGAACGGGGAGCCGUCCAAAGCUGCCCUGGCCAAUGAGGACUGUCCUCACAUCGACCAGGCAGUGUCGCCCGAGGAAGUCUUCAGCCCCGUGGACCGUGAGAGACCCUGCUUCCUGCUCACCUCCGGAGGAGAACGAGCCAGUCACACAGGGGGGAGAGUCAGGAAGGAUUCACAAUGGCGGGUGGUCCUGGUGAACUUCACAAGAGAUGCAGCAUGGGAUAUGGGGCAUGUGAUCACAUGACAAGAACUCAGCCAGUCAGAAGCUCUCAGUUGAACAUUAACAGCAAACAGGUGCCAUUAGCCAUGAUACCCUACUGAAAAGACCAGUUUCCUAGCAUGAAUUCCCAUGCUUAUCCAGACUUGUUAUGUGCUGGUCCAACUGUUGGGGCCAGAAUGGUGAUGCUGGAUGACAAAAGAAGACUUGCUGGAAGAGCUAGUUAAGUAGUUUUCUCUGGACACUGCUACGAUUAUGCAUAACACAACCAAUUAUGCAGGUCACUUCAAUAGGGUGGUCAAGAUAAGACUAUGCCAGGGAAUCAAAGUCUUUCCUUAACUCUUGCAAUAAAGAUAACACCUUGAAGACAAGAAAGUGUUAGUCUAAGCAUUACGUAAAAGUUAAAUACUUCUGUUGCUUGUUAGUCCUGUAGUUAGCCUUAUAUUUAACAGAAGAAGCAUCAUCUGGUAGUUAAGGAGCUGCACUACCAAAGAACUGGGUGUACAUAUACGAUUAUUUCUUUUUGGGCUGAUGUGUCUGGCUGAGUUCUUUGAUGUCUAUCUGAAUCUGUGUUGUGCUGGUCAGCACUGUGAAACCACCCCAUGCAUGCAGUAGACAGUUUGAAGUAUAGAACGCAUGGAGGAUGAUGCAGUUGACUUGGCAAUCAGUCACUGUCAACUGGCUAACAAUGCACAUAACAAGUACAUGUCAAGGCAACACUAACCAAAUCUAAUCUGUGCAUACUAUACACACCACAUACAGUACACACACCUCAGCUAUCUGUCCAUGAACCUACUUUGAGAAGGAUAUUUAUUCACAAGCAAACCUUGGCAGAGAGUCUUUGUCUAGAGUUGAAGACUGCUCUGAGGUUUUACUGAAAGCCCUUUUUCUCUUCAAAUGAAGGUUAUGAAAAGCCAUGGAGCCAUAGCCGCAUGUCUGGAGGCGUGGCCUCAGUGUCGGCCCUGCCCUGCAGCCCGCCCUGUCUCAUGCAGCAGGUCCACUCUCCCAUCCCAUCCAUCCUGUAGCAUGGACAACAAAACUAACCAAUCAGAGGCCCUCGCUCCGCAGUGCUGCGCAGAGACGCCUGCUCACACCGUGUCACUGUGUACCAUCCAUCUCUCAUUAAACUCUUUUUCAUUUGAAAACUUCUUCUUGUUCCUCUUGCUUUCUCUCUUCUUCCCCUUCUCCUUCUUAGUUCCUUUCUAAUCCUCUGUCCUUCUCACUUUUCCUUCCUCUUCUUCUUUAUUUUCUACUUCGUAUAUUAUCAUCUCUUUUUCUGCAUCUUCCUCUUGUUCUUUCCUUCUCCCUCCUCUUCUUCUCACUUCCACAUUCUCUGCCCUUCUCUAAAAUCUCCAAAGUUUCAUCUUCAAUUUAUCCUUCUUAAUCCUCUUCCUUGUUCUUUUUUUGCCUCUUUUCCUAUCUUCUACUUCAAAUUCCUCUGCUACUUCACUUGUCCUUCCUCAUCUCUUUCUUCUCUCCUUCUCAUUCCUCGUUUCAUUUCCCAUGUCCUUUUCUGCUCCUUCUUAUUAUCUUUUACUUCCUCGUUAUCUGUCUUUCUCCUUCCUCUUCCUUCUCUCUUUACCUUCAUCUUCCUCUUUUCAUUAGCUCUUUCCUCUUCCCUCUUCUUUCAUCAUUUUUCCUUGCUAUUUCCACUCUUUGCAUUCUUCUUCCUCCUCCCUUCCGCUUCCUCUUCAUGUGACCUUCUUCCUCUCUUCUCUUCCUUCCCUUUUUUCUCCUCAUCUAUUCUUGUCCUCUUCCAUUUCUCUUCUUUCUUUUCUCCACAGUCUCUCAUCUCCCUAUGGUCUCAUCUGACCCCCCCCCCACCUUCUAUGCUGUCUCAUUUCUUUUCUUACUUUCGAUUUUCUGCACUGUUCAUUCUUCUCCUUCUCUCACCUUCAUAACUCCUUUUUUCCCCAAACCCUGAGUGUUUUAAGGUGUGGUUUUCAUUAGGUGCUAUUGGACACCAUUGAAAGGGGGGAAAAAAGAUGAGACAAUGGCUAUUUCAUAUAUGAUAUAAGAUAAGUUAGUUUGAAGUGACACUAAACAAUCAUGAUUCAAGUGAUGCACAUGUCACCAACAUUGAAACUUGACUGAAGAAACUUCAUUUGCAUUUGCAUGCCUUGCAUGGGAAACUAUCUGAGAACACAAUGUAAGUUUAUUGAAACUGUGUAACAAAAAUAGUUUUUUUCAUCCAAAGCUUCUUUAAAUAUAUCUGAUGCAGAGUAUGAUAUCAUUUACAAUGACAUACAAUAUAUGUAGCAAUUUUUAUUUUUGCAGACAUUUUUUGCCUUUCCCCAAACUAUAAUCUCUGGUGUUUUUUUAAACACCUGGUAUCUAUUAGUAGCAGCAACUGAGUCGAACAUUCGACUUUUUUGACGAACAAAUUAAGAUGCAAAUAGUGAAAAAAAGCAUUUUAACUUUUUUCUUGAAACAGAGCAGGCAUAUUUAAAUAGCAGAAUUUCAAUUAAAAAAUAAAAAAAAGGUUUUAUUUUCACAAAGAAAAACAAACAUAUUUUUCAUAAAUUCUGUUUCAAAUGUGAUUUAUCUGGAAUUCAUACAUGUGUAUAUCACAUUUUCAAACGUGUAGCACUGUAGCAAAUCACAAAAAAAAUAUACAAUAUAGAUGUAUCGUGCAGUUGACAAAAAUAAAACGUCUUUAAAAAAAGAAAAUAAUCAAGUGUACUUUUGGGAUUAUUUGGGGAGAGGUAAAUGCAUGCACUUUUAUGCAAAAAUACAUAUGCGAAUGACAAAACUGUAAAUAUGAAUCUUGCAUGAAAUAAAUUUUGUAUCCAAUCUGUA